AUGGCUAUCCAUGUGCUGUGGACGCUUCUGAGAGUCCAGAAGACAAUGCUCACAAUCCUUCAGGUGGCACUUUUGGUCGCCAGCGUCAAUUGUCGACGUCCCCAUCCGCGUGAUCAGCUUGAGCUGUCCGAAACCGAUAGCGCAGGCCCUGCUGACUUCUGCUCAGACGUCCCGACUGCCACAGUGUUGAUUCAACCCGUCGCCUAUAACGAGUUCUUCCCAUACACAACGGUCAUCGACCCUUUCAGAAUUGGGCAGCUCUUCACUAUAGAUAAGGCACCGACUUCCGUAUGUCUCACGUCCACGAUAGCAACAACUAUCAGCCUUGCCUCAGACAAAACAGUACUCUGGUCAGCAUCGACAGCGCCUGUUACGUGGCGGACAUCUAGCGUUGGCCCCAGUCCGGGCUCAGGCAGCUCGUUCCGAGUCUCUAGUCCGACUGGCGCUCCAAGCCUAAGCGUGUCGCCCUCUGUGCUCACCAGCCUUACCAGUGCCACUACUACCACAGAUGCCGAUACCCCUACUAUGAUCACCUCCGCUCCUUCAUCAGCUGCCUCAGUCGCAACCGGCGAGCUGUUCAUAGGUCAAGGUCUUCCUCCAAGCUCUGUCACCGAUUUGCCCAGCAGCGAAUUCCUGUUUCUGGCUUUCGAAGACCGAUCUGUUCUUAAGAGGGGUGAAGAGGUUCGUCGCCAAGAUUCUCCUGGCAAUUCUCAGCCUCCUAAUAGUACCAUACCUGUUGUGGCUGUCGACCUUAACAACGCAUCAAGAGGUAUCAAUGGUGUCAUCCAAGAUCAAUGCGACUUCGCAACCCCACUGCUGCUGACCGCUGGUUCAUUGUUGCAUAACGGCGUUGCAGUUGCUAAGAACCCUGGAGAUGUUCAGGCAGUGUUGGGCUUCAUAGCAGAGUCUCACAACGAAGUCAAUGGCACAUUCUCUCUAAACAACGGCUUGCUGCAGUGGAACACCGCAGACGUUGGGAUCGCAUCUUUUUACCGCUGUGGCGCGAACCUCUUUGCGGCCUUUGGCCUUAUGCCGGACGAUUCGAGCUGUAUACUCGUCACGUUAGGAGCUAUUGCCGGACAGGCCUGCCUCGACCGGGUCUCUCUCACCAGAUCUGCCAAUCCGGAAUUUAGUCCGCCUACUGGAUCGAGACCCUCACAAAUGAGUUCCUCUUCAGAGAUCAUUGAGUCCUCUGGCUCGAUCGUCAGCACUACCAAGACAGCAAGUUUUCCUGCCGGAACUAGCAGCCUCGUAAGCUCCUUCAGUUCCACCUCAAGUCCACGUGAAGCCCAGACGACUACAGCUUUGCCUUUAAGCUCAAAUGAAACGAUCAUGAGCUCGAGUUAUACUUCUCCUAGUAGCUCCUCAACGAGUUCCUUCAGGACUCCAGAGACAUCCACCAGCGUUACUUCCGGAUCCUUUAGCUCAAGCCUGACACAAUACUCCAGUGUUACAACAUACGGAAACUCUACCUUCAGCAGUAGCGUCGAAUCAGACACAGCCACUACAGCGGACAGCACAAAAACCACAGACAGCUCAACUACGCCUUAUAACAGCAGUUCUGCAACUCGUACGUCCACCACAGAAGAUGUGAGCACCACCACAGCAGGCACCACAGAGAGCACCACAGACGGCAUCAUAGACAGCACCAUAGUUAGCACCACAGAGACCACUAUAGAGACUUCUACAGAGAGCACCACUGAGAGUACCACCGAGAGCACCACUGACAGCACCACCGAGAGCACAACAAUGACUACUGACAGCACAUCCGAGAGCACCACCGAGAGCACAACAAUGACUGCUGACAGCACCACCGAGAGCACCACCGAGAGCACCACCGAGAGCACCACUGAGAGUACCAGCGAGAGCACAACAACGACCACCGAGAGCACUACCGAGAGCACCAGCGAGAGCACAACAACAACAAUCACAACCACCACCACCGACGCAACCACAACGACGACAACAACAACAACCCGAUCAGCUUCCGCCAUCCCAUCUGCAAGCGGCUCGUGCGCCGCUCAAACCGACCCCUUCCUCACGAGUCCCGGCAAACGCUUCAACAAGUACUGCGGCACGCUCUACUACGGCACCACACUCGUGCAACCCCAGCAAGCAGCAGCGGGUCCCCGGAGCGCCGACUACGGCGCCUGCGCGGAACGGUAA
Messenger RNA from Cyphellophora europaea CBS 101466, 2166 nucleotides. RefSeq lists its product as uncharacterized. The coding region runs from base 1 to 2166 and encodes 721 amino acids. The record is from RefSeq and is a predicted model, not a curated record. The transcript is spliced from 2 exons. NCBI's taxonomy places the organism in Eukaryota, Fungi, Ascomycota, Eurotiomycetes, Chaetothyriales, Cyphellophoraceae.